ACACUAAUGAUUUUCCAUCUCGUUCUGAUUCAAUCUUGACCGCCAUAAAUGCACUUUCGCACCUAGAAGUCUCUGGGCCAAGGAAUGGACCUGUCUUAGAGGCACAGCGACACAUACGAACAACAUCACCAGCAUCGCCAACAUUGGAGAAGCGUAUCACGCGAAAAUGUCCAUCAAAGGCAACCAAGCACAGAAGCAUUCGUCAAAGCGGCGGAAAUUGAGCCACAGUGCAUCCGAGGACGAAGCAGACGUCUCAAGCCCAAGGAGAAACAAUAAAACUGCGCAGGCUACCAACGAUACGACUGUGAACGAAACAUCUCGGCAAGAAAAUGAGGCCAGGGAUAGUGGCAACACCACAGGCACCACGUUGCCUACAGGAGGAGUCACUAAAUCAUCCAUGCUGGCUUUGCAAGUGGCGGAUUUGAAUACGGAAUUGACACCGAAUUACGAAAAGCUCCAAAAGAAGUGGGCUGCCAUCACUAAACGAUUAAGGACUCUGAUCGAACAAAUACCGGACCGUGCUCCUGUCACAGCGAUUGAUGCCUUGAAGCACUUUCGCAAGCACGGAUUCGAGAUACCGUUCCCAAAGCCCCAACCCACGAAAGAUACAAACUACAAACUCGCUUUUAAGGCGCCCCAAGAAGUUAUUACUGACGGAGCACUGCCAUUGAACUUGAGCAUCAAGGGCGACCAUGUGAUCAGGAUGACCGUCAUCAUGCCGGCAGAACUCCUCCAGGAGAAGGAUUAUCUCAACAACAGAGCUCUCCACAAAGCGGCCUUCUAUCUUGCGUGCAUUGCUACAGCUCUGAAGGAAAAUGCUGCAGCCGAUUUCGAAUCCCACUUCGCACACCUGCACGACGUUGACCUGUUACCGAUACUUGAAGUUGUACCAACAGACAAGAGUCUAUCGAAGUUCACGUUUCAAAUCGGCAUUGGCUUUCCUCACGAAUCCAUACCAAUCGCGAAGACCCUACCGAUCAAAAAUUGCUUCAGACGACCGUUGAGUGGAGAGGUAGCAAAUCAUGAAGAACCUACACCGUUCUACAAUAGCGCCAUCCGUUACGCUGCGUCGACUGCAGCGUUUGAAAAGCUCGUCAAAGCUGCAGGGAGCCCCAAUUUUGAGGAAGUAUGCCGUGUUGGUCUGCAAUGGCUGCGACAACGAGGAUUCUCCAGUGCCAUGCAGUCUGGAGGGUUUGGCUUCCUCGAAUGGUCCCUAAUGUGUGCUCUUCUGUUGCAAGGAGGUGGACAUCGAGGUCAGCCUUUGUUUUCCAAACAGUACAGCAGUCUUCAGCUUUUCAAGGCCAUGCUUCAAAUCCUCGCAGGCCGAGAUUUACGAGAUCCGUGGGUGCUCAAUGGCACAGCAGUUGAAAUUCCUCGCUCGGAAGAGCCGGUCCUCUUUGACGCGAAGACCGGUGUGAAUAUACUCUACAAGAUGACUCCUUGGUCCUACCAGGCCUUGCGUCACCAUGCUCAGGUGUCUCUCGCGUUGGUAAACGCUCGGAGGGAGAACAGCUUUGAUGAGACUUUUAUCCUCAAUGUGGCAACACCGGUCCUGCAAUACGAUGAGGUUUUCAGUGUCACGAUUCCUGGAGAUUCCUUCAAUACAGCUUCUGAGCAACGACAGUACCUGUCCAAAAUGCACAACAUAUUCUCGCGUGGUCUGGGCGAUAGGGCCUCUCUGGUUGACUUCAAGCUGCCACAGGGCAAGAGCUGGUCGUUGGACCAGGACUCGACUGUCUCUGAUGGAAAUUUCCAGUUGGAGGUCGCAUUGCUUGCGAACCCGGAAACCGUCACCCGCCUUGUGGACCAUGGUCCAUCAGCAGAUGAGCAGGAUGAAGCUGCUGAAUAUCGAAAAUUUUGGGGUGAGAAGGCUGAACUUCGCCGGUUCAAGGACGGAAGCAUAUCUGAGAGCUUGGUGUGGGCCUCUGGAAGUCUUGUCACGCUGCAGAUUCUGGCACAUCUGGGCAUGUUGCACUUCAAGCUCCUCCUCAGCGCCAUAAAAGUUAUAACCCGCGAUUUGGAGUCAAGCAGCCUCGCGGAUGAUGCUGGCAUUGUUGCAAAAGAUGCGUUCCGCGUCAUCAGUACUACGUUCCAGACUUUGACCUCAAAACUGCACAACCUGGAAGGACUGCCGUUGCCGAUACGCUCAAUAACUCCGGCGGAUCCGGCUCUUCGCUCAUCAUCCGUGGGCAAUCCACUGCUCCCGUCGACGGCAAAUCCAAUAGACAUUAUCAUCGAAUUCGACUCGUCGACAAGGUGGCCGGAUUCUCUGCCCGCUAUCCAACACACCAAGAUUGCAUUCUUGCUGAAAGUCGGUGAGCUUCUUACCGCUUCGGAUUCCAGCAUCAACACCCGUGUUGGGUUGGAGAACACCGCUUCCGCUACGACGGGACACUUCAACACCACGUUCCUCGACAUAAUUUACCCGUCGUCCGGUGCCGGGUUGGCCCCAAUUUGUUUCCGAACACGCAUCCACCACGACAGGGAAGGCCAUUUGCUACAAAGUGCACUAGCUGACAAGGCGUUACACGGGUCCGUGAGGGACUCGUUGUCCACGGCGCUCGCGACGUAUAAGCGUGACUUCGGCGCGAAGCCUGUUCACACCACUACGGUUCGCAGUCUGUGCUCGAGAUUCCUGCCUCUGUCAAGCACGAUUAGACUGCUCAAGAAAUGGGUCGCGUCGCAUCUACUGCUGGAGCAUGUUCCUGAAGAGAUCCUCGAGAUUGUAGCUGCCAGUGUGUUUCUGCGGCCGGCGCCCUGGUCGGUGCCGGGAUCUUCUACGACGGCCUUCCUUCGAUGUCUGCACCUGUUGGCGCGGUGGGAUUGGGCUACGUCGCCUCUGAUCGUUGAUCUGAGUCUCUCGCAGGACAUGACUGCUGAACAGGUGUCUGAGGUUCAGACUCGCUUUCAGGCGUGGCGGAAGCUCGAUCCCAGCAUGAACAAUGUGGUGUGGUUUGUUGGGACGAGUCUGGACACGACGGGCACUGUGUGGACGCAGGGUGCUCGUCCGCCGCGCGUUGUGGCGGGACGGCUCAGCGCGCUUGCAAGGGCUGCCAUGGAUGUCAUCGAGAAUCAAAGGACUGGCAUGAGGCAGUCGGACUGGGAUGGGCUGUUUACUAGUCCAUUGUCGGACUUCGACUUCUUGAUCCACGUUAAGCCGUCGGUCAUCAGGGGCCGUAAGCAGAAGGCGAGAGGAAAGGGUGGAGCGGAUUUCAAGAACCUCCAGAUCCACGAGGCGCUGGAUGUAGAGUCGAUUGGGUAUGAUCCUGUGGCACUCUUCUUGCAGGACCUCACCCAGGCUCUUGGGUCGAGCGCGCUGUUCUUUCAUGACAGGUAUGGGGGCAGAGUUGUUGCUGGGCUUUGGAAGCCCAGCGUACUUGGACGGAAAGAAUGGCGUGUAAGAUUGGGAUGGUCCAGCGUGCCUGUGCCGGCAGAAGAGAAUGAGAAGGAGGGUGGGAAGGAUAUGUGCGCGUUCAACAAGAACGGUGUGCUUGCAGAGAUUGCCAUGUUGGGAGACGGUCUUGUAGAGAGCAUCACUAUCAAGGAAUGAGAGAAGUGCCCAGUUUUUGGCAUGUUUUUUCUCAUCAUGAGUACCGCGAUACUGUUUUCUCUGUCUUAGCGACCAAUGCAGGUGGAUACAGAUCACCUCGUCGUCAUUCUCGGUUUCGUCUCUAUGACCGUCACUCCAUAGCCCCGAAGACGGGUUUCUGUACGUG
Exophiala viscosa is the source of this 3716-nucleotide messenger RNA. Its product is annotated as Nrap protein. Bases 167 to 3550 code for a protein of 1127 amino acids. The transcript is spliced from 2 exons. Gene Ontology annotation, biological process: tRNA export from nucleus; rRNA processing. The record is from RefSeq and is a predicted model, not a curated record. Gene Ontology annotation, cellular component: UTP-C complex; CURI complex; small-subunit processome. NCBI's taxonomy places the organism in Eukaryota, Fungi, Ascomycota, Eurotiomycetes, Chaetothyriales, Herpotrichiellaceae.